AUGUCGAUUUUCCGGUUGAGUCUGGACACCAAAAACACGUCCUACACCAGCCUGCAGGUGAUAUUACUAGCCGUUCUGUUUGUCAUCGCUACACUUGUACUGUGUGGGCGGCCGAGAAAUCUGCCACCAGGACCGAGAGGACUGCCGAUUGUCGGGAACGCCAUAAGCCUGAUCAAGGGUGGUCCUCUUUUUGUCUUUGCCGACUGGUCAAAGCAGUACGGUGACGUGUUGACCUACUAUUUUGGGUCGAAGCGGAUAAUAGUACUGAACGGUUACGCCACCAUUCAUGAAGCACUGGUACAGAACGCUGAGGAUUUCUCCAGCCGGCCUCCGGAGUUAGAUUUCCUUAGUCCAGAUAAUAACUCGUUAGGAAUAGCCGGUGAGCCUUAUGGCCCAAAAUGGAAGGAGCACCGUAAGUUUGCUCUGAUGGGUCUGCGUGACUUCGGAGUUGGAAAGAGAAGUCUGGAAGGAAAGAUUCUUGAAGAGUCACGAGCUCUUGGUGAAGAAAUCUCCAAAACAGGCGAACGCCCAUUUUGCAUCUCUCAGAUGAUGCAAAAUACAGUUGCAAACGUCAUCUGUUCAAUGGUGUUCGGUUGUCGUUAUGAGUAUGAUGACAUGGCAUUCAAAUGCCUUCUCACGGCGAUCAAUCGAGUAUUAUCUAGGAGCUUGGACGAUUUUUUUGCAAAAGUGUUUCCUCCAUGGAAACUACUACCUGGGGUACGCAAAAGUUACCAAGACGUGAUGGAGCAUAAGGUUAUUCUUACGGACCACAUCGAGGAAAAACUCAGGGAACAUGAAGAAACGUUCGACCCCAAUGACAUCCGAGACUUUAUGGAUGCAUUUCUACUCGAGUCAAAGAAACGUCAGGCAGAUGCAAACUCCAUCUUCACAAAACAGGAUCAUAUCACGGUCGUCUUCCAACUGUUCCUGGCAGGAACUGACACCACAGCUACCACCUUACGUUGGGCCCUGCUCUACAUGAUCCUCCAUCCGGACAUCCAGGAGAAAGUACAGCAGGAGAUAGACAGCGUGCUGGGACUCAAGCAGGAGCCGGCAAUGGCACAUCGUAGCCAGAUGCCGUACUCGGAGGCUACCCUUACAGAAGUGACGCGGCUUGCACCUGUUGCACCACUCGCACUUUAUCACGCCACGAGCAACGACACCGUAUUCAGGGGAUUCAGCAUCCCAAAGGGUACCGCGUUCAUAGCAAACAUCUGGUCAGUGCACCAUGACCCAAACCUGUGGCCGGAGCCGGACAAGUUUGACCCCAAACGCUUUAUUAACGAUGAGGGUAAAUAUGUGAAGAGAGAGGGAGUUAUUCCAUUCUCCAUCGGCCGACGUGUCUGUCUUGGUGAGCAGCUGGCCAGAAUGGAGCUCUUCCUCAUCUUCACAUCUCUGCUGCAGCGCUUCACAUUUAAACUGCCAGAGGGCGCCCCUAAGCCGUCCAAAAAAGGGAUACACCAAGGCAUAUAUCAGCCAGUGCCAUUCAUGCUAAAAGCUGUAGCAAGGAAGUAAAAAAAAAUGGUUUACAUGUGACAUUUUAAAUGUCACGCAAGAAGAGCCAGGCAUAUACUAACCACACACCUACAGCAAAAUGUAUCGUAUAUUUGUAAUAUCAAUACUGGGCAAUGUAACAAAUUGCCUCUUAUGCAAAAAAAAAAAAAACUUUGUUUGUUUUGGUACCUGUUUCAUAAUAAAUGACAUACACAUAUCGGACCAAAAUUUGUAAAGGGCACGAUAAGAAGUCGUCUAAUGACGACAUGUUGAAAGAGUAGGGUGACAUAUUUAAAAUGUAGGGUUUAUAUAAUGACUCGGACGAAAACACAUACUGUUGUGAGGAUGCCCUAAAGGUGGUAUCUCACUGCACUUGCGGCACUGGUGCGGCACUGGUUCCUACACGGCGGUACUUUUUUGUUAU
This is a messenger RNA of Branchiostoma floridae (Florida lancelet), 1918 nucleotides long. RefSeq names its product cytochrome P450 2U1-like. The record is from RefSeq and is a predicted model, not a curated record. The coding region runs from base 1 to 1515 and encodes 504 amino acids. Gene Ontology annotation, biological process: xenobiotic metabolic process. NCBI's taxonomy places the organism in Eukaryota, Metazoa, Chordata, Leptocardii, Amphioxiformes, Branchiostomatidae. The transcript is spliced from 8 exons. Gene Ontology annotation, molecular function: iron ion binding; oxidoreductase activity, acting on paired donors, with incorporation or reduction of molecular oxygen, reduced flavin or flavoprotein as one donor, and incorporation of one atom of oxygen; heme binding. Gene Ontology annotation, cellular component: cytoplasm; intracellular membrane-bounded organelle.